AGAGCACAGAGCAUCACCCUCAGAGGACCGGGGUGAAGGAACAGUGCAGCCACCAACCUCUGCUCCUGCUCUCCUGGAAACGGGCUGCCCCUCAGUGAGUAGCCUGUGCCCACAGCUUCAGUGGGACUGGGGGAUGAAAGCAGGGAUCACUCACUCUUUUUAGAUUUCCAGAACUUCAUCUGCUGCUAAGAAAAUGGAGCCUGUGCUGGGGCUGGGAGCUGGAGUUGUGCUUUCAGCUGUCACCAACCAGGAGCAGUGGAGGGGGAUGUUUUGCAGUGCUUUUGUCCCCUGCAUCAAGCUGGAGCUGCACAGGAGCAGGCACUGGCAUUACAAACAGCAGAUGUAUGAGGGGAUGCUGACCUCAGCUGGACAUCUCACCACAUCCCUAUCCACGGCUCUUCUCUCUGCUCUUCCUCAGCCUGAGUCUAUUCUCAUGCACAUCUGUCAGCACCCUGGUUACUCUGACUUUGCUUUGCCAAUGCCCUUUAUCCUGUCUAUACUGUAACUACUGCUAACUAGAUGCUUCUCAGCUCAUUUUGUGCAUCUUUAGGUGUUAGGACACACUAGCAGGGGAGGGCUGGGUGGAGGCAUUGGUUUUACAGCUUAACUGGUAAAAAGUCAAGCAUUGGGCAAUGUGACAUCCACUGCACCCGUGGGACGUGUGUGUCUCAGCCCAGCCUGGAGGGAUGCAGGACUGAGGGGGGAAGCCUGAGCACAGCCCUGCCUUCGCAGUGGGGUCUGCGGCUCCCAACUUUGCUUUGCAGGUGGAUGCGCCACGAUGACAGUGAAGAAGAGUCAGACUCUGCAGAAUGGAAGUGCCAAGGAGAACGUGCUGCAGAGGGUCCUGCAGCUGCCAGUGGUGAGCUCGACCUGUGAGAGCCUCCAGCGGACCUACACCAGCACCAAGGAGGCCCACCCGCUGAUGGCCUCGGUGUGUGAGGUGUACGAGCGGGGCGUGCAGGGCGCCGGUGCCCUGGCCAUGUGGGGCAUGGAGCCCGUGGUGCGCAAGCUGGAGCCGCAGUUCGCUGUGGCAAACAACCUGGCUUGCCGGGGCUUGGACCACCUGGAGGAGAAGAUCCCUGCCCUGCAGUAUCCUGUUGACAAGCUUGCAUCUGAACUGAAGGACACCAUCUCCUACCCCCUCCAAAGUGCCAAAAGCACCAUUGGCAGCUCCAUGGAUAAGAUCAUAGAACUGGCAGCAGAAGGCUAUGAGGCUACCAAGAACACGGUGGAAACAACAGCAAAGUACACAAGGAAGAACUCGGUGACCCAGAUGGCAGCUGCGGGGGUCGACACGGCCCUGGGAGGGCUGGAGAAGUUGAUGGAGUACCUGCUGCCAGAGGAGGAUGAAGAAGCAGAUCAGAAGCCCAAAAAGAAACAUCAGUCAACAGCAAAGGUCUCCCAGCAGCAAGCCAGCACUGCCAGCACUGCCAGCAUUGCCAACACUGCCAGUGCUCCCAGUGCUCCCAGUGCUCCCAGCACACCCAGUGCACCCAGCACUCCCAGUUCUCCCAACACCCUGGGCCGGAUUGGUGCCUUGGUUAGCACGGUCUCCCACCGUGCUUACCAGCAAACCACCCAAAGUCUCCAGCGUGUCAAAACCAAAGGGCAGGAGCUGGUCACCUGGAUCCCCAUUGUGGGCAGCCUGGCCAAGCCCAGCGUACCCGCGGCGCCACCAGCCCGCAGUGAUGGGCAGAGCAGCACGGGUGGCUGGCUGAGCCGGCGGCAGAGCAAGGCACCGGAGGAGAAGCAGGAGAAGGCGGGGAAGAAAGACAACAACCACAGCAAGGCAGGGGAGGACCCCGGGCUGGUAAGCAGCGUGGCUCACAACCUGCAAAACGCCUGCGCCUCCAGCAUCUCCACCGUGAGGAAGGUCCCAGCUGUGGCCUGGGAUGCAGCAGAGGGGUUGAUCCUCUUCACCCCCCGCAGGCUGUCCAGGGCCAUGGAAACAGUGGACGCUCUUGGGGGGACCCUCGUCAGUGCCCCUAAGCAUCUGUUGGGCACCCUGUACAGCUUCGUGCCGCUCCGCAGGCAGUCAGUGAAGGAAGCGGAGGCACCCAAGGGCAGCAAAUCCGACCCGGAGAAGACAGAGGAGAAGGAAGAGAAGGAGGACACCAAGGCUGCUGCCCCCUCCGCUGAGGAGAAAUCCCAGCUGAGAGGUGACUGGCGGAUGUACCGUGGCCAUCACCCUCUCUCCUUCCUGGGGCUCGAGGACCCCCUCUUCCUGCGGCACAACUACUACCGCAGCCCUGCCUUCGAGCCCGAGUACCCCUUCCCACGGAAAUCCGCCUUCUCCCCCUACAACAGGCGGGUGAGUGAGGGCUCCUACCGCUUCAGCCCCGAGUCCAUGUACAGCCGGGCUUACUACAGCAACCUCUACACUCCUGUCUUCAAGAAGGACUGAGCCAGUGGGGAGAACAAGCACAUCCCAGCCCCCCUCUAAUCCUCCCACAGCACGCUUUGCCCAGGCCCCUGCCAGCUGCCCACACACACCCCUGUACCAGGACAGGAGCUUAAAGUGGUAGACAGGCCAUGGGAUGUCUUAUUCCAGAGUGCAUCAAGGUCAGGAUGAGGUAAUAAAGACAAACAAAAGCCCUGCGGCUGGAAGGAGAAGGCAGGGGGAGGUGGGACCAGAGAGGAGCAGUGAGGCAAAGGAGAUAUGGAAAGAGUGGUGAGAUCAGAAAAGAGGAAAAGGAACCAGCCAGGGCUAGCACUGGCUUAGCCUGGUUCCUACUGAGCAGAUAGCAUGGACUUAGACGGGCUUCACAUUGAGAGAGCAGGGAGGACAGCAAAGCCAUCAAACCACCAUAGCAAGCCUGGUUCCCCAUCCUUCCUGCCUCCAUCUCCCCUUGCAGGCUCCAUCCCUGGCCACAGAUUGCUCCUCCAUGGAGGGGCUGAAGAUCCCCACUGACCAGCAGGAUUCACGAGUAGGAAAGCCCAGGGCACCUCCCUCCCAGUUUUUAGUGGGAUAGAUGGUGGGGUCAGAAAAAUGA
Molecule: messenger RNA, 2993 nt
Organism: Myiozetetes cayanensis
Lineage: Eukaryota; Metazoa; Chordata; Aves; Passeriformes; Tyrannidae
Gene: PLIN1
Product: perilipin 1
Exons: 8
Coding region: 779-2404 (541 amino acids)
Biological process (GO): lipid metabolic process
Cellular component (GO): lipid droplet
Source: RefSeq, a predicted model, not a curated record